AUAAAGUAGUAAUGGUAGAGUCGGCUGCUGGUACUAGCAUUCACAGCGAGGCUGGCAGCAGACACAACAGUGCUGCCAUGUUAUCACACGGCAAUUGUAGAACCACCAUUUGGUGACGGUGUGCAGAUGAAGUAAGGCCAACAGUGACAGCCAAUUUCCCGGUCUUCCAACCUAUUUUUGCAGCAAGAUGAAGUCAACUCUGAUAUUCCUUUUAAGUUCUCUCUUGGGUUCAGCGUCAGCUUUGCGCACAGUCACCAUCGGCGCUGCUUUGAGUUCCGAGAGGAACCAGGAAGUGUUUAAAAAUGCAGUGGACCAUUUAAAUGAUUUACGACUUGGUGGUGAUGUCUAUUUCAAUUCCACGUCUAUUGCAAUGGAUGUUAAUCCUAUUCGAUCAGCAUUGGAUGUGUGUGACCGUUUGUUGCCGCAGACAGUAUACACAGUGAUUGCCAGUCAUCCAAACGCCAGUGACCAGUCACCGAUCUCUGUGUCCUACACCUGUGGCUUCUACAAUAUACCUGUGAUUGGAAUUGCAGCCAGGGACAGUGCUUUCUCAGACACGAACGUUCACGGAACCUUCCUGCGGACUGUGCCGCCCUAUUCCGCCCAGGCUGAUGUGUGGAUUGCCCUCCUGCAGUACUUUGAGUGGUCUCAGGUCAUCUUCCUCCACAGCUCAGAUGAAGAAGGGCGGGCCAUUCUCAGCCAGUUCCAGACAUUAGCUGAACCUCUCAAAAUCAAGCUUGAGAAGACUGUCAAGUACAUCCCAGGCCAGAAUAAUUACACCAACGACUUGUGGAGAAUCAUGCAGGCUCAGUCCAGAGUUGUGCUGCUAUCUGCAUCGACCGAUGAUGCAGAGCUGAUAUUUCAAGAUGCGGAGAAUCUGGGUCUGACUGGAGAGGACUAUGCCUGGUUUGCCACAGAGCUGGCCUUCAAGGCCUACAAUGCCCCAGUUGGCCUGCUUGGUGUGUAUCUCAACAAUGGAACAGACGAAGAGGCUCACAUCAAGGACAGUGUCACUGUCGUCGGACUUGCAUUCUCAGAAAUACUCCGCACUGGAAACAUCACAGCACCACCUACUGCCUGCAAAGAUAUGAGGACUUGGGGCGAUGGGACCACGAUCAUGAGGAAACUACGAGAAACAAAGUUGACCCAUGGUCAAACAGGCUUGGUGACCUUUGAUGAGCAUGGUGACAGACAGAACCCCUCGUACGAGAUACGCAACAUUAACCAGGAUGGCAAAGCAUUUGCUGUGGGACUGUAUGGUGAUAUUAAGCCAAUUGAGGAACCCCUGAGGAUGAUGCAUGAGAUCACGUGGCCAGGAGGCGUCAAGAUCAGACCAAAGGGUCAGAAGAUCUCCCGUAACUUGACGAUUGUGACAAUCCCUGAGAUGCCAUUUGUGGAAGUUGAGGAACCCCUGCCUAGUGGUGUCUGUCCAACGUAUGAUGACAAAGAGGUCUUCCCCUGCACACAACAGAAUAGCUCCACCGGGGAGAAUGAGCUCCAGUGCUGCACAGGCUACUGUAUGGACAUGCUGCAGGAGAUUGCCAAGCAGGUCAACUUCACCUUCACCAUACAUCUCAGUCACGAUGGACUCUAUGGCUCAUUUGAAAGGCACAAUGGCUCUAAGGUGAAGCGAUGGAACGGGAUGGUGGGAGAGUUGCUUGACAAUGAGGCAGACAUGAUUGUUGCUCCACUAACCAUCAACCCAGAGAGGGCCAAGUUCAUAGACUUCACAAAACCAUUCAAGUACCAGGGCCUAACUAUACUGGUCAAAAAGACCCAGAAGGACUCCAGUCUGGCCUCCUUCCUCCAGCCCUUCCAAGAUACUCUGUGGAUCCUGGUGGGUCUGUCGGUCCACGUGGUGGCGCUGGUGUUGUAUCUGCUGGACAGGUUCAGUCCAUUCGGCCGCUUCAAGUUGGCCAAGAGUGAUGACACGGAGGAGGAUGCCCUCAAUCUGUCCAGUGCCAUGUGGUUUGCCUGGGGAGUCCUGCUCAACUCUGGCAUCGGGGAAGGUACUCCCCGGAGUUUCAGUGCCCGUGUGCUGGGCAUGGUGUGGGCAGGUUUUGCUAUGAUCAUUGUGGCCUCCUACACUGCCAACCUGGCUGCCUUCCUGGUGUUGGACAGACCAGAGGCCUCCAUCUCCGGCAUCGACGACCCCAGGUUGAGAAAUCCGAAUGAGAAUUUCCGGUAUGCGACGGUGAAGGGCAGUGCUGUGGAGAUGUAUUUCAAGCGUCAGGUGGAGCUGUCAACGAUGUACCGUACCAUGGAGAACAUCAACUACGCUACUGCCAAGGAGGCCAUUGAUGAUGUCAGAAACGGAGACCUCCAGGCCUUCAUCUGGGACUCGCCACGCUUGGAGUACGAGGCUGCCCGGGACUGCGACCUCGUCACGGCCGGGGAACUGUUUGGACGUUCAGGUCUUGGCAUCGGACUGCGGAAAAAUAGUCCAUGGACACAUGAAGUCUCACUUGCUAUUCUUACUUUGCACGAACGUGGGUUUAUGGAGGAGCUGGACAACGAGUGGAUCCUGGCAGAGAGUACUUCGGCCUGUCCGCAGAGAGACUCCGCCCCAGCCACACUCGGACUCACCAACAUGGCCGGUGUGUUCAUGAUGGUAGCUGGCGGUAUCGUGGCAGGCGUUCUGCUAAUAUUUGUGGAGAUUGCGUACAAGCGACACCGUGGCUUGAAGGACAAGGAGCUAGAGCUGGCCCGCAAUGCAGCCGACAGGUGGCGUGGCAACAUAGAGAAACGUAGAACUCUUCGUCAGACACUUCAGAAACAACGCGAAGAGCAACUGCGUGCCAACUCACUCAUGAAACAGCAAACGUCUAUGGAUAGUAACAGUACUCCAGUCUUCCGCCGUCAGUCAUUUGCCGAGGCCACUGGCAGCCGGGUGUAUGCUGCAACCCCACCUCCACCUAAUUACACUCCCACCCACAGCUGUUCCGGCCAAGGUCGCAGCGUCACGUGGGGGCGGCCCCCCCAGAACUCAGAGUAUAACAUUAUAUAGGUCUUGGAUUUGAUACUCAGUGUUCAUGUUCUCUAUCUUUGGAGAAUAUGGUAUCUUUUCAAUGUUUUGGAAUGAGACAUUUUGGCAGAGGCCAUGACAUCAAGUUUACAUUUUUUUCUGACAGAGAAUUUGCCUUUGCUAGGAAUUGUUCUUGUUUUCUAUUUUCAUGGAUGAAAUUGAUAUAGAUCUCUGAAAAUGAUAUGCAAAUUUGUACUCAUGCUUUGAAGAGAUCAAACAGGAGAAAAUGUCAUAUUUUGUAUCUUGGCUCAUCUUGAGAGACUUCAUGCCCACUUUACUGUUGCUGGUAUUACACUAUGCUUUCAAGGCUAGAGAUGUAGAUCUUGUAGAAGUUUAUUCAGAUUGUAUCUAGUGUAAGUUGAGACAAUUGUGUCAUUGUUAUCUUUUACAAAUUUAUGAUUUACAAGCAUUUGUUGAGUUGAUUACAUUGAAAGUUUGUCUUUUAUGGUAGCCAGUGACUUCAAGUCCACAGCUACUGAUUGUCUAAGUACUCAAGUAAGAGAAGGGCGGUUGUUGAAACAUAUUCUUGGUGAUUCCCCUUCUGGAACUGUAUUGCAAAUACUCAUAUCACCAUCGUUUGUUUGGUCUUUUCAUUUAUUUCAUUGUUGUGAAACAUUGCAUAAAACAUUUCAUCAAUAUUUCCACAGGAAAGUGAGCUUCAGACUUUCAGUAUCAAACUGUCACAAUGACCACCAGGCAGUUACGAAUUCAGUGAUUGAACACAAAAACUGUAAAUCACAGAAAUUAAUCUGGCAGUAAGUCAUGAAGCUACAAUUAAUAUGGAAACUACAUGUUUACAAUCUCCAACGCCUAUAAUUAUUAACAUUUGAACUUUGUUCAUGGAGGUCAGGCUUAAUGAAGUCUUACCUGAAAUGUAUUCUGCACAAGACAUUGUGCUUGUUGAAGUAGUCAUAAUAGUCCAUUUUUAUCUAUAUUGAGUGUUGUCUUCAACUUUGGAAGUUUGGGGAGUUACUUGUAUAUAUUGUUGAGUGUCUGAAGUGUUGUUUAUGCCAAUGAAGAUCUGAAUCUGCUUGUAUAAAAUAAAUGUUAUCAAUUUGAUCAUGAAACAAUAACAUGACAAAUCAGACAGGAUGAACCUUCAUACAUGUUUUAAUAUGAAUGGCCAGAUAUUAGUGUUUCGUUAGAGAAUAUAUCCUCCUCUAGAAUGACAAUCAUUCAUUUCCAUUUUUAUCGUGGCAUUGUGUAAUCCAAUAACAAGUAUCAACAUGAUCAAGUUAAUCUAGCCAAAAUUAAUGUAGCAAUAAAUCGUAUUAAGUAUGUAAAAAAGUAUAUUUUUAUGAUAGAUUUUCUGAAGUAUUGUACGGAGGUCAGAGCACCUGGAAGCAAAGUCUGUCUCACAGUCCCUGAACCAUAACUGUUUUCCCUUCCACCCUGCCCUUACUUUAAUUCUACAUAAAAAACAAAGCAAGUCUAGUUUUUCCACAGGUUCUGAAUCCCCUGGCUGUCAUACUGGGAUGUCUUUUCAAUUAAGAUGUUUCUAUCGCAAAGAUAUAUUUUCAGAAGUGUCAGUCUACUGGUAAUCCAUUGUUCACAUAUAAGGGAAGGUAUUGGGAGAAAUCAUAUGUAAAAUUACCUUUGCAGAUUUAUUCAUUUGCAUAACCAGGAUUUAGUUACAUCCCUUCUGAAAGUCUGGUUUUUUUUAGAAGCAUAGGCAUAAUCUGUAUUCAUUCAGGUGUAGAUAAAAUGUCAAGCAUGGACACAAGCUGUUUGACACGUGUGACUACGUACUGGAAGGUUAUCCAUAUUACUAUAUGUAAUCCUGUAGGCUCAAGUGUGUGAUACUGAAGUUUGAUCAGAGAGCUGCUUGAAAUUGCCAAUGAUUUAACUGAUUAUUCAUGAUAUGGUUUACACUUUGUGACAAUUUAACUGAUUAUUGGCUAUAUUGUUUAUACCUUGUUAGUCUGGACGAAAAUGACAGUCUAAACAUUUUUUCUUUCUGUGAAGUCAUGUGAUACAUGUUUACAUAUACUUGAUACUUUUCUUCAGUUGAUAUUUUGUUGAUUAUCAGUCUGCUCAGAGUUUGACUCAGUAUCUUGUGCAAUCUGUCAGUCUUAAGUGUAUUUCAUUCUUUUGCAAAAUUUAGUACAAAAUGUUUUCACCUGAAGUUAUUUCUUUAUUGUGAUUUUGAGAUUGUGCCACUCUCUUCUUGAUUUUUAUUCAUCUCAAGAGAGACACAUACUUUGCUCAUGUAUAUUACGAGUUUACCCCAAGCGUGCAAUAACGUUCUUCCAUUGUCAAGUCAUUGUCCAUGCAGGUAUUAUAACUUGUCUUCUUCAGUUCAAUAAAAUGACAGUCUAA
Messenger RNA from Haliotis rufescens (red abalone), 5344 nucleotides. Its product is annotated as glutamate [NMDA] receptor subunit 1-like. The record is from RefSeq and is a predicted model, not a curated record. The transcript is spliced from 18 exons. The coding region runs from base 188 to 3007 and encodes 939 amino acids. Lineage: Eukaryota; Metazoa; Mollusca; Gastropoda; Lepetellida; Haliotidae. Gene Ontology annotation, biological process: chemical synaptic transmission; monoatomic ion transport; regulation of membrane potential. Gene Ontology annotation, molecular function: NMDA glutamate receptor activity. Gene Ontology annotation, cellular component: synapse; NMDA selective glutamate receptor complex; plasma membrane.